AUGGUACCCACAAUUAAUGGUAGUAAUUAUCAAGAUAUCUCGGACAAUAUUUUUCCUGAUAAAGUAUGGAUGAAUAUCUUUCAAUACAUUCCGUUGAAACAAAGAAUUAGUACUUUCUCCUUAGUAUCACGUGCAGUAAGAGAUUUGGUUAGAAAAUCUGUUAAGGAGGUUGCCUUCUACAGAGAGGACAUGGACUAUUUGGAUGACAAUCGGCUUAAUCUUUUUUUGCGCCAGUAUGGUUAUUAUUUAAAAUAUAUCAACUUGGAUUUAUUCAAAGCUACUCUUUGUACUUCACAAGGUAAUUGGAGACAAACAGUCUUGAAUAUAACAUCCAUUGGUAAAAACAUAACUUCUUUGGAUGUUUUAGUAUGUGAUCGCCAUAAACUCCGUGAUACUGAUGUUAUGAAGAUCUUUAAGUUUUGUAACAAACUUCAAAUGAUUCGGAUUGAUGCUCAAUUUUUAACUGGAUACUGUUUUGCCAAUGCACCAAAGACUAUUCAACAUUUAGAACUGGAUAUGUGUUUCCGUUUCUCUGCUGAUGCUUUAACAAAAUUACUUAAUUUGAAACGUUUGAAGACUCUUCACAUGUCUCAAAUGCUUGUACUUAGUGAUGAACUUGUUGGUAGAAUGGUUCAAAGACUUAACUAUUUGGAAACUUUAUCUAUUGUAUCUAAUGUUCAGUCCAAGUAUGAAAAUUUAACAACUGAAGGAUUGUCUGAACUAGCAUACCUUCCACGACUUUCUUCAUUUAAUGUAGAAGGUUUUGAAAUUGUUAAUGAUGACUUCUUGAGAUUAAUUGUAGAUGAUAAGUAUAGUUUUAAGGAACGUAUUGAAAGAUUGUCCCUCGCUUUCUGUAACAAUAUAACUUCUACUGGAAUUAGCCAUUUGGCUAAAUGUAAGAACUUAAGUGCUCUUAAUUUGGAUGGUAUAUCUAAGAAUGAUCUUUCUGGAGGCCUUGUUGCUGCUUCUGCCCACGGAGGUUGGCAAAAAUUGUUGGUUGCUGAUGGAACGAAUUUCUCUGUUGAUGCCCUUAUUAGUGUUAUCCGAAAUUCCAGAGGUCUCCGAUUUUUAGAUAUGUCUAAUUAUAAGGAAUUGAACGGAAGUAACUAUGUCAGACGUUUUAGUGAACUUUUUCAUGAUCCUGAAUUUAUCACUUGCCGCCCCCCAAUGGUCAUAUUAACUGAGAAUGCUGAAGCAUGGACGUCUGUUGGACCAGUUCUUGGCGAUGAUCCUAACUCUCCACCUAAGCUUCGUAUUUAUUCAUUGUUUACUGACUGUAUUUACAAAGAAAAAAUUGCACCUUAUUCAGUUGUCAGUGGAGAUUGUGUCGGUCAAAUUUGUCCUGGAUACUUGGAACCUGAGCUUCGUAUCGGAAAUAGAUAUCGUACUCUUUGGGCUUACAUAGGACCAAAUGCUUCACCUAAGAUAGCUAACACCAACAAUUCCAAUAAUAAUGAAAAGGUUCAUGAAAAUGUUGGAAGUUCUAAAAAUAAUUUUAUGAAUCGUAAUAAUGUUUAUACUCGUUAUGGUAACAACGGCAAUACUAAUUCAACUUUUGGAAGAAAACCAUUUUCUACUAACAGAGGAGGAGGAAGACGCGACUACAAUGGUCGUUUUGGACAGGAACAUCAAUUUCGUCAUCUGAAAUCAUAUGGUGAUUCUGGGGAUGAAUUUGUUGUUAAGAACGUCAGUAAUCAAUAUGACAUGAAACAUCAUAAUGUACAACAACAUCAUCAAAAUCAACAACAACAACAACAAUCCCUUCAACACCAUCAAGGACAGAUUACACACAAUUUUUGGAGAAAGAAUAACAAAUUCAAUGGUGGUAGAGGAAAUCUUUUCGAGGAUAAGAUUAAUACCAAUUUUACCAGCACACCACAUUUGCAAAGAAAUUAUGAGGAAUUCAAUUUCAGACCAAAAUUUGAGCAAUCUCCAAUUCCUUUAAACAAGAAUGGAGAUAAAAAUGAUGAAAAUGUAUUGAACUGUAGUCAAUCUUCUACACUGAAUGAUUGUUUUAAUUCUUUUGAACAUGGUAACCCGAAGUUGGAUUACUCCAAUUUCUCACCAUUUAAAACAUUCAAUGAUAGCUUCAAUGGAUCAAAGGAACGUUUUUCUAGUUUUGGUCUUACUUUUGGUUCUGACACACCACCAGAAUCAUCUCCAUUCCGCCAAUUUUCUUUUGAUAUGAACAAAAUAAUUGUGAACGCUGUAUCCACCUCCUCUCCAUUAUAG
Strongyloides ratti is the source of this 2232-nucleotide messenger RNA. RefSeq names its product F-box domain-containing protein. The record is from RefSeq and is a predicted model, not a curated record. Lineage: Eukaryota; Metazoa; Nematoda; Chromadorea; Rhabditida; Strongyloididae. Gene Ontology annotation, molecular function: protein binding. The coding region runs from base 1 to 2232 and encodes 743 amino acids. Gene Ontology annotation, biological process: SCF-dependent proteasomal ubiquitin-dependent protein catabolic process. The transcript has 4 exons. Gene Ontology annotation, cellular component: SCF ubiquitin ligase complex.